AUGGGCCCAGGUUUCUCGCUUCUGGGGAUGGUUGUCGGGGUUCUGUCCAUUUUCUACUACGCAAAACAGACGCAGAGGAUGACGGGCCUCAAAUUCGACACAGAGUUCUGGGCGGUUGCUGGUCCGCUGAUCGCCAUCCGACCGCCGAAAGGACCUACCAAUGCAUUGGAGCUCCGAGCCAGCGUCAACGCGGGUCUCUCGGCUAUCCUCAAAGAUGCCCUGCCGGAUGGUAUAAUAGAAACCAAGCAUGUUGUCAAGUCAUUCGACGGCGAGAUAAUUAUACUCCACCAGUUCACACCGAGCGAAAACAAAAGCAUAGGCAGGCAGCCGGCUUUCAUCUACGUUCAUGGAGGAGGGAUCGUGGGGGGGAACAUCGACCCGCACAGCCGGCCACUCGCCGCGAAAGCUGCUCUCGAAUCGGGGGUCCAGAUGUUCGCUGUUGAAUACCGCUUAGCGCCCGAGUUCCCGUUUCCAACACCCGCCGAGGAUUGUUACGCUGCUCUAAAGUGGCUCGGCGAGAAUGCAAACGACUUGAAUAUCGACGCGUCUCGCAUAGGCUUUUACGCGUUGAGCGCCGGCGGCGGCAUAGCGGUAGGCGCAUCAAUGUUGGCGAGGGAUCGAGGCUUGUCACCGCCAUUGGCGAAGCAGGUCCUCAUAUAUCCAAUGUUAGACGACAGAACUAGGGUUGAAGCAGACAAUCCUUUAUCGCAAUUCCUCACCUGGACGGAUAAGUCAAAUCAGAUUGGCUGGAAUGCGUACCUUGAGGGCAAGGCCGGAGGAUCGGGCAUACCUCCGCAUGCGGCACCAGGGAGAGCAACUGACGUUGCGAAUCUCCCUUCAACAUACAUCGACGUUGGUGGAGUUGAUCUGUUCUGCGCUGAGGCGGUAGCAUUUGCAAAUAAGCUUGCAUCCGCUAAUGUGCAAAUGGAAUUACAUGUAUACCCUGGACUGCCUCACAUCUUCGAUCUCUACGCCCCUACGAUAGAGCUCACGCACUUUGAUGCAGUGGCCUCAGUUGCCAAUUGCAUAGGAGGUGUGAAUCCAUUAUUUGAAGACCGAACUUUGAGACAACAUGGCACUGUAGUGAUAGCGGUAAUGGAUCCAAGACUUCGAAGCCGAUUUGUCUAUAGAGUCCUCGUUGAGCAAUUUUCUUCACUGCGAUGCAUUUUCGAAAGACUUGAUCAAGAGAUUAGCAUGAUGAACAGUUCUCGCGAUAGGUCGUCCGAUAAAAGUGACCAUAUAAACCGACAAGUUGGCGAUGAACCAGGAGCCAAGCCCUUCCGGGCAAAGUCCGAGGCCGAAUCUGCGGGAUUAUUGCCAGGAACAGGGAUCCUGUACCCAUCUUUCGACUCGAACGAAAAAUCUUUGCUCUUUCACUUUGGCGACCCGUCCCGCUUCCAUAACCCGGAGAUGUCUAAAGACACUGUAUACUUUGCGCAUGAAGGAAUCUAUCCUGGCUUUAGUCGGAGUCUAGUCCCGCCAAGUGGAUCCAGAAAGGAUCUGAUAAACACAACGAGACAUCCAUUCACGCGGUUGCCAGAAGAAUUGGCCACUUUUCUUAGGCUCGAUGUUCACUGUCUCACCCGCAUGUCCGGGACACUGGGCGAACCGAUGUCGGAACGUACCGAAAGAGACUCGGAGACUGAUCUUUAUGUCAUGCAGCAGAACCAUAUCGUUGGUCACUUCUGGUUGCCUAUGUUUAGUUUUCGCUGUCUAUCUCCCCAUGAGGCUUUAAUAAACUUCUUCUACCCUUCUUCAUAUCGCUCUCUGCCUGUGUCUGUGCAACAUCAACUUCAUCCUGAAACCUCUCGAAAACCCACGCAGCUUGAGAAGCCGUCAAACAUGUCGACACCUGCGGCCGACAGCCAGCCAGUGGCUCCCGAAAAGGCUCCCGCCCAGAUUGAUGCACCUCAGGACUUCUUCGAGCCGGAUGAGAAGCCUGACCAAUCUGCUGAUAAUGAAGGAUCAACGGAAGUCGGCGUCAGCAGAGUUGAAGCCUUCAACAAGGUACUCUACCAUUCUGGUCAGAAGGGCAAGGUGCUACUCUGGCUGCUCGGCGUAUCCAUCGGCCUGACCAUGUUUGCCUAUGCCCUCGAUAUGGGUAUCACCACAACCAUCUUUGGCACGCUGGCUGCUUCAACGUUCAAGGUCCACAGCCAACUUGGUACCGUCAACACUGCCAGUCAGAUUAUCCGCGCCAUCAGCAAGCCUUUCAUCGGAAAACUAGCCGACAUCACCUCGCGACCUACGACGUACGUCGUGAUUCUAGCGUUUUACGCCGUAGGCUUUGCCGUUGCAGCCAGUGCCACCGCCUUCCCCGCCUAUACCAUCGGUAUCUGCUUUACUUCAGUCGGCAAGUCAGGUCUCGAUCUUCUGAGCGACAUCAUCGUGGCCGAUUUGACUCCCCUGCAAUGGCGAGGCUUCUUCGGUGCUUGCCUGUCCCUGCCUUUUAUCGUCACUGUCCCCGUCAACGGUUUCAUUGCUGAAGGCUUCUACGAGAAUUGGCGAUGGGGCUUAGGCAUGUUCGCCAUACUCGUCCCUGUUCUCCUCAUCCCGGCCAUCUUUACUCUCUACGCCAUGCAGCGUCGAGGAGGGAAGGCUGGCAUGGUAACCAUUGCCGACUCCAAGAACGUUCGCACCGGUGUUUCUGAGGCCUCCUCUAAGAACUUGGUGUACUGGGCCAAACUUGCGUACCGGGGCAUGAUCGAUAUCGACAUCAUUGGCCUCAUCCUGCUUGGCUUUGCCUUCUCCCUGAUUCUCUUGCCCAUCACACUGGCUAAGAGCGCCGAUGGUGGAUGGACCAACGCAAGCAUGAUCGCUAUGAUCGUCAUGGGUUUCGUCAUUCUCAUAAUCUUCGUCCUGUUCGAGAUAUUUCUCGCUCCUAAGCCUCUCAUGACGAGGAGCAUUUUACAGAACCGCGCCUUCAUCGCAGGUGUCAUCAUCCACACCUUUAAUCAAAUGGCAUCGUCCGUUCGCAAUACCUACUUUUCAUCAUACAUCCUCAUCAUCAAAGAGUGGACUACUUAUCAGUGGACUAUCUUCUUGGGCAUAACUACAAUGGGGCUCUGCCUGGUCGGCCCUGUGGUUGGUCUCAUUCACCGCAGCACUCAUCGCUACAAGAGCCUUAUGGUCUUCGGUGCCGCGGCCAAGAUUCUCGGUUACGGCCUCUUGGUCCAACCGACCGGCAACAUGACUCAAGAUACUGCUCGGCUCGUAGCAGCGCAACUCAUCUUCUGUCUAUCUUCCCUCAACGUAGUUGGUGCGCGUGUUGGUGUACAGGCGUCUGUUCCCCACGACGACGUUGCUUCGAUCAUUUCCAUCAUCACUCUGUGGUCUACCUUAGGAUCCAGUAUCGGAAGCGCUGUUGCAACGAGCAUCUGGACGGAGCAGAUGGUUGACCAGAUGCGUGAAGAACUUCCCGGCGUUUCCAACAGUGUUAUCGCGAAGAUUUACGGCAAUAUCAAGACGUUGAAGAAGUACCAGUUCGAUGAUCCCAUUCGUCAAGGAUCUAUCCGCGCCUACGCUACCGUAAACGGGCAUAUCACGAUCGCCGCCAUCUGCUUGUCCUGUAUUUCUCUUAUUGCUUCUUUCUUUAUGCCAAACUACUAUCUGGGCAAGCAGCAGAACGCCGCCAACAACAAGGGUCUGGAUGGCGAGGUUGUCGACGUGCCGGAUCACAGAGGAGCUGGAGAGACAGCGAUUGCUCAACAGGAGGCCACAACCCUGUGGCAGAAGGUGCUUGCUUUGUACCGCAACAAGAACAUGAGUACACACCAAAGCUUCCAAAUGAACUUUACGGAUGCCAAUACAUUUGACUCUUAA
Colletotrichum lupini is the source of this 3822-nucleotide messenger RNA. RefSeq lists its product as uncharacterized. The record is from RefSeq and is a predicted model, not a curated record. The transcript is spliced from 8 exons. Lineage: Eukaryota; Fungi; Ascomycota; Sordariomycetes; Glomerellales; Glomerellaceae. Gene Ontology annotation, biological process: transmembrane transport. Gene Ontology annotation, molecular function: hydrolase activity; transmembrane transporter activity. The coding region runs from base 1 to 3822 and encodes 1273 amino acids.